Molecule: messenger RNA, 558 nt
Organism: Lachancea mirantina
Lineage: Eukaryota; Fungi; Ascomycota; Saccharomycetes; Saccharomycetales; Saccharomycetaceae
Source: the annotation of a GenBank genome assembly
AUGUUAAAACUGCGACAGAUGCAGCAGCGAAAGCAGCAGGAGAAGCAGCAGCAGAGUGGUUCUGCGCUAGUACUGGAAACAAGUCUGACUCCAGCGCAGUUGCGAUUAAGGCAAGAUUUAGCCUCGAUAGAUAUUCCACCGACCGUUCUGCUCGACGAGAGCGAUCUACUUGCCAAUUCUACGGCUUACAUGACGAUUCUGCCUGAUGAAGGUUUCUACCGUUCUGGGACAUUCAAGUUUUCAUUGCAUUUCAAAGACACAUAUCCCAUUGAACCGCCGAAAGUCAAAUGUCUUAACAAGAUCUACCAUCCAAACAUAGACGUGAGUGGCAACGUGUGCCUGAACAUUCUCAGAGAAGACUGGUCGCCAGUUUUGGACCUCCAGAGCAUCUUAGUUGGACUCCUGCUGCUGUUCCUGGAGCCCAAUGCCAAAGACCCCUUGAACAAAGACGCGGCAUUUGAUCUUCAAGCCGAUGCGAACAAGUUUGGUGCCCACGUUCAAGCGACUAUGCGCGGAGGCGUUCUGCGAAAUGUACGGUACGACCGCGUAGUUUCCUAA